CCAACGAUGUGUUGGAGUGUGGAUCCGGACAUAGUUUACAUACAUUUAAGUGAGAUCCGGCUUCAAAAAAGUACAUAAAUGUCACUUAAGUGACCAUAUCUCGAGACAGGGUUGCCAAUGUUUUGGACUCGUUGGAAAGGUCUUUUGAUAACCUAACCAACGAUGGGUCGGAUGGUGGAGCCGGACAUAGUUUACAUACAUUUAAGUGAGAUCCGGCUUCCAAAAAGUACAUCAAUAUCACUUAAGUGGCCAUAUCGAGAGACAGGGUUGCCAGAUCUUCAAUGUUUUGGACUCGUUGGAAAGGUCUUUUGAUAACCUAACUAACGAUGGGUCGGAUGGUGGAUCCGGACAUAGUUUACAUACAUUUAAGUGUGAUCCAGAUAUAUGUGAAAACACAUUUUUAUACAUAACUUUUGAACUACUUAUCGAAACUUCAAUCUGUAUAAAACUCGAUCUAUGGGACCCUAAACCAAGUCGAAUGCAACAGGUUCGGGUCAAAUCGGUUCAGCCAGUGCCGAGAAACAUGAGCUAGUUUGUUGGUCACAUACAUACAUACACACACACAUACACACACACAUACACACACACAUACACACACACAUACACACACACAUACACACACAUAUACACACAGACAUUUGUUCAGUUUUCGAUUCUGAGUCGAUAUGUAUACAUGAAGGUGGGUCUACGACGUUUUUAUACAAAGUUCAUUUUUAGAGCAGGAUUAUAGCCUUACCUCAGUGAGGAAGGCAAAAAGCUGGGUUUUUACACCUCUAAAAUAAAAUAUGUUUAUAUUCUCAGCCAAGUUCCUGUCAGUAAGAUCAAACAUCGGCCGUCCACGCCUGGAAGAGCAGCAAACAGAUUUAUUGAAGGCCAUCUGUGAUAUCGCGAUCUACGGUUCGGCGGCUCAGGACAAGCGACAGUUUGAAGCGAUUCGAAGUAUUCAUACAUUGGACGAACUCAAAGAUGCGCUGUUCCACCAAGGUUUCAAGCUGAGUAGAUCUGCAACCUACUUACGAUUGCUGCCACGUAGAUCGAACACUGCGGAAGGGGGACGUCACGUCAAUCCAGUUCCGGUCAAACUGCAAAAAGCCACUAACACCAAGCACCAUGAUCAUUCAGAUGGUCGAUUUUGCACGUCUACAAUUCGGUCUCUGGAAGAGCUCUCUUCACUGCUAGGACCGGAAGAGGUUGCAUUUCUAAGCCAGGACGACAAAGCGCGAGUUGUAAUCGGUUUAACAGCCGCAAACAAACAGUCCCCAUUCUUGAUGCACAUCGAAUACCGAGUUAAACUUCCAGACCACAACUGGGUCGUCGCACAGCGACACAAGCUUAUCCCAUCAGUCACCGCUGGAAUAAUUAUCAAGAAAAAUGGAUUGGGAAAGCCGGAGGCUGUUGGGUAUUCCGGUCCGACAUACGUUGGAAUCCGCUCCGGAAAGCACUCGUCGUCAACCGCGUAUUCUCAUGCACUGGAUUUCAAACGAUUGACCGAGCUGGAAGAAUUUGCGCCGAUCUUGCGUCAUGAUGGGAUCAUCAAACCCGUGGUUGUGAUUGUGGUGGAUGGUGGGCCUGACGAAAACCCGCGCUAUCGCAAGGUUAUUCAGGUCGCCAUCCACCACUUUCUUGAACAUAACCUUGAUGCCAUAUUCAUCGCGACUAACGCGCCGGGAAGAAGUGCCUUCAACCGGGUCGAAAGACGGAUGUCCCCGUUAAGCCGAGAGCUAGCAGGUCUAAUCCUCCCUCACGAUCAUUAUGGAUCACAUCUAGACUCACAAAUGCGGACCACAGAUGAACAUUUGGAGCGGCAGAAUUUCAAGUUCGCUGGAAAAACGCUUGCGGAGGUUUGGGGUGGGCUGAUCAUUGAUGGAUAUCCGACGGUUGCUGAAUUUAUUGAGCCAGAAGCGUCAGAAGUUGACCCCGAAUCGUUGGACCAAUGCUGGUUUUCGAACCACGUUCGAACCAGCCAAUACAUGCUCCAGAUUGUGAAGUGUGAUAAUAGAUCCUGCUGUUCGCCACUGCGAAGCUCUUUGUCGACGGUACUUCCUGGACGGUUUCUUCCUCCACCAAUUCCGCUUAUCCACUCGUCCGAUGGACUAAAAGCGGCAGGAAAGGAUGACCACCAACACUUUCCAUCUUUGUUUGUCGCCAUUUCACUCGACGUUUCGAAGAUCCUACCAAAAUCUUAUCUUGGGUUCAAGAAAAUCCCGUAUGAUCUGUUUUGCCCUUCUCAGACCAAUCUGGUCAACGAUCGGAUCUGUACGACCUGUGGACUGUACCAUGCGUCUCUAGUUAUGCUUAAGGAGCAUAAAAAAGAGCACAAAGUUACGGCAGCGACGAAGAAGAUUCGUUCCAAGCGUGUCGUGACCAGACGACGAAAUGAGCUAUUAGUGGCGACAGCGGACGGCGGUGAUCUUGACUGGCUGGAUAGUGAUACAGUUGAUCUCACUGGUAUCCCCAUGGAUUGGGCAGAAGGUGUUGAGAACUUAAACGAUUCACAUCCCAUAAUUGAUAUCGAAAAACAUCUGCUAAAUCCUUGGGGUGAAGAUUAGCAUUGCUAGAUUGAUUUGCGUUGACUGCUGAAACGAUGAUAUUAUAUUGUUAUAACAAUGAAAUAAAAACAACUUGAAAUAAGAUAACUUCGUUUUUUUAAAUAAGAUUUUUCUAUUGGCUGGGGGAGGGGGGG
This is a messenger RNA of Culex pipiens pallens (northern house mosquito), 2683 nucleotides long. RefSeq lists its product as uncharacterized. The record is from RefSeq and is a predicted model, not a curated record. The coding region runs from base 786 to 2549 and encodes 587 amino acids. The transcript has 2 exons. NCBI's taxonomy places the organism in Eukaryota, Metazoa, Arthropoda, Insecta, Diptera, Culicidae.